CUAUACCAACUGCACAACGUCGAGUGCCAGUUUAUACAGAAGAAAGGAAAUUUACGCGAAACAGCCUAUGUGCAUUAUGUGCAGGAGUCACUUGCAACGUUUUCCCACGAUCGACCGCAAUCUUUUACACUAGUAGCAUGCGCAGUCGCUAUUGUGCACUUACUUGUUAAAGAUCAAUUUAAAACUGGUAGUAUGUAGAGGAAAAUGUUAUAUUCGGAAAUAUUGAAUUAUGGUUAAAAUUUAUGUCAUAUUUUCAGUGUAAAUAAAUUGUUUGAGUUUUGUAUGGUAAAAGACUAGACUAAGUGCUGAUUUCAUGUGCAGAAAUCGAAAAAAUGAGGGAUAUACUCACCAUAGCAAUCACUUUGCUAUAUAUAGGUGGUUUGAUUAACGGACAAUUGAGCAAUGAAUCGAAUGUGGAAUACAUAUAUAAUGAAUCUACAAUAACGACUUUCGGCACAGAACAAACACAUAGAUGGAUAAUAGAAUACCCAACUGGACGUUUUGUGAGGAUCGUCUUCACAAAUGUAUCACUGGAAAAAAAUCAGGAUUGCUCCGACAAAAUACUCAUUAGCAGAACCACUAACAAUACAAGAGCGCAAACGAUUGAUCAUCGUUACAACCAGAGAAUAUUUGUUGUCGAAACGAGUGAGACAUACUUGACCAUGACCUUCUCGCCGUGUCAAAUGCAAAGAAACACGAGUAGGGGAUUUCGAGCAAUAAUUACAAAACAAGACGUUCCUGCGUGUGUUGCGAAAAGUUCUGUUGAGACUUGGAUUGAUGGAAUUCGUACAUGUAACAGACCGACGAUGAUGCUCACUUCAAUGUCGAUAUUAAACUUCCCAUUUCUGCACAGAAAAGAAGAGUGGGAGAUAAGGGUUGGUCACCACCAUACCAUUCAGUUACAUUUUAUUGAAUUCUACAUCGAAUGUCGCCCGGGGAAUCAACGCACCAAGUUUGUGAUCAUAGAAAACAUAUUGGAUGAGGAAAAUAUGUUUUGCAACUCAGACAUUCCAAAUUAUGCCAUAAAAUCGAAGACAGAACACAUUGGUGUAAUAUUCCAUAAAAACGGAUAUGAUUCGGAAAUCAGAACGGAAGGAUUUCGGCUCCAAUACUCAGCUGUAAACCAUUCAUUAGCUGAUAUCACAGAUAUGGUGUUUGACGAAGGUUACUUUACGAAGGUGUGUUCAAAAACCUUUAUGAGAUGUUACAGUGUAUUUUCUCUGUGGAAUGCACGCAGUUGGGAUUUGGCAAACAACUACUGCAAGCGGCGGGGUCUUAGGCUUGUUUCUGUACAGUCAAAAUACGAAAUGCAGUACAUCAACUAUGUACUACGGGAUCGCAUGUACAUAGAAAAAAAGUUUGAUAAGAAUCCUACGGCAUAUAUUGGCCUGAGAUAUUACAACGAUAAAAAGGGAGAAAAGAAAUACAUCUGGGAGAAUACUUCGCCGGUUACAUUCUCUGCUUGGAGACAAGGACAUCCCAAAACAGGCAAACAUUGCACUCAAACAAACUUUCUGUACAAUGAAGAGGAUACCUGGGAAUCUGAAGAUUGUACCUAUGAAGAGGCUACAUUGUUUGUGUGUAUGUCUCCAAUUGAAGGCAUCAAUGAUUUAAUGUUGGAGAACGUUCCAAACUGUGACGACAAUCGUCUGCCGCCGAUCAACGUAACGUAUUCUGGAAACGUCUGUCAAAGAUGGAACAUGCUAACAGAAGCGGCUAAGCAGGAUUUCGAGGCAAGGUUUAAUGAUCAAGACACUCCAAAUAGCAGUUCAAACUACUGCCUUGAUCCAUCUCUUUCGGGGAUAUUUGGAUGUUAUAUCGAAGGCCUUAACAAUACAUGGGAACCUUGUCUGUUUCAACUCAAUGAACCACCUAUAGAAGAAAGACAUUCUGGAAACAAUCGAAGCAUUAAGAGCCUUCCAUUUGUAUGCCGCAACGGGUCAAAAAUAUCUUUGCUUAAACAAUGUGACUGGUCGUUUUACUGUAAUGGUACCUCGGAUGAAAUUUCAUGCUUUUACCAGGCAAAAGGUCAUCGUCUUAUAAGCACAAACCAAUCAAACGUAAUAGACCGUCUACCUUCACGGCUAGUGAAAGGGUCAUACUAUCGUUGCGAAAGCAUGGAAUGGAUAUCCAUUUUGUCUAAAUGUGAUGGUGUUAUAGACUGCAUUGACGCAUCUGAUGAGCUUCAUUGUGAAAGAAUAAAUAAAGCAACCGCUGGUUGA
Molecule: messenger RNA, 2222 nt
Organism: Mercenaria mercenaria
Lineage: Eukaryota; Metazoa; Mollusca; Bivalvia; Venerida; Veneridae
Exons: 13
Coding region: 333-2222 (629 amino acids)
Molecular function (GO): signaling receptor activity; protein binding
Source: RefSeq, a predicted model, not a curated record